CUAUCAAAACCAUUCCAUCCCGCGUCUGUAUCACGUGACCCACCGGGCACGUACAACAAACGUAAACCCGUAAACCGUGAAUGAAAAUGGCAGUGUAGUAAAACCAUUGCAGAACAAUGGCUGUGCAGGAAACGUGAUCAGCCUCUUGGAGGCGCUAAUUACAAAUCGUAUAGUGUCUAGUGUGUGAACGAGACCAAGUCAAGAUGAAGAAGUCCAGAAGCAAGACCCCACCUGGCCUACCCGUCGCUGGGCCUAGUAAUGAUGGCAAAGGUGAACCAAGUAAUCGAGGGAGGAAACUGGACUUUCCUGCAAAGAAGCCUCUGGAAGGGAAAAAGUUUUACUUGGAGCUAACGGGGCCAAGACGCAAACAUCAGUUCACCAAACUCAAAGCUGAUGUAGAAGAAUUGGGAGGGGUUGUGGAGCCGUUUUUAUCCAAGGAGCUAGCGUGUGUGAUAUCAGACAGGAUGGAAGCAAAGGAUGUAGAGAAGAUAUCUAAGGGUGUGCCGUCUGGUACCAGCCCUGCCGUAUCAACCCCAAGUCCAUUUCAUCAGGGCAGAGAUACUACACCUGGUGCUGCUGAUUCUCCAAGCAAUAUCACUAAAGAUUCAAGAAUAGUCACCAGGGGAAAAGCCAUUGUUCAAAAAGCAACAAAAUCUCAGAUGUAUGGUACAACGGAUGUGCUGACCAAUGCAAAGAACUGGAAUAUUCCUGUCAAGCACUUGGAUGUGCUAUUGAAGUACCUCUGUCGUGAGAAAGAGAAAUUGAAACUCAGUGGAAAGGACAAGAAGAAGAGCAACAAGGAGAAGACUGGCAUCAAGGCAAAAGAGAGGCAGUUGACCAAGCCAUAUCUCAAGGCCGAAGAUACGUCAAGACGUUUCCGGCCAAUCACCAAGGAGUUUGGCACAUGGCCUCGUAUCCUGCUGGACACGAGGAAAGGAACCUGUCCCUAUGACCCUAAGACCCGUAACGAGAGCCAUGUUCAGGGAGCUGAGAGAACACAGGAUCGACCCGAUGCAAGCCAGAGAACACCAGAUGUUAGGCAGAAAGAGUUGAGUAGAAGUCAGUCCCUGAGCAAGAAGGCCAUAAGUAAAGCAGCCAAACAGAGGGAGGCAACUACGUCCAAAAGUAAAGUUGCAAAGAAGGGCUUCUGUGAAUUCUGCAGUGUCAAGUACAGCAAUUUGGAAAAGCAUCUUGAAACUGAGCAACAUAAGAAGUUUGUUGGUGAGAAGAACAACUACACUAGCUUGGACACCAUGAUUGCACAGGGACCUAACAUAGUGAGAUUCCUGGAAGACUGUGUCAGGUUUCAGAAUGUAGACUCUCAGUCCAGCACACCAGAUGAUGAUGCUGAGGACUCUGGCACUGAGGAUGAGGUACUGCUUCUAACAGAACCAAAGACACCUACAAAGGCCAAGCGAAAGGACACCAAGAAAGCCAAGAGGAAGAAGGAUCCGUCGGGUUCAAGUAGAAGGAGGAGCCUCGGCAGGAGUCCAAGGAAGAGCUUAGGCAAUGGAACUUCUGCAGAAAGACCAAUCCAUGGAGAUGAUCCCGGACAGAGGAACCUAGAGGAAGAUCUCGAGAGAGUUGUAAGCAAUAACGGUGUUAAAGAAAAGACAUUCCUGCAAGAUGCCUGUAAACAGAGAAUCUUGGAUCACCCUGCAGACGAGGCUCCUGUGGAAGGAGGUGGCGAUGUUGCAGGAGUAGAUGAUGUAGUACGUCCAGGAGAGAACAGGAACUCUGGGUUAGAGGAUAGACUAAGUGGUGGGGAUGGUGAUGUCAUGAAAGAUCUUAACUCUCCAGAGAUUUCCGCAGGUGCAUCCAAGUUCAGCAGUCCUGGAGUGUCUGACGGUAGAAGGGGAAAGGGCAAGAAGAGGAGGAGUGGCGGAAGAAGAAGUCUUUCACUCCAGCUCAGGGAAAAUAGAACUUUACCAGUGGCACCACAGAGUGCACCUCCUGUAGGGGAUGGAGUUGUCCAAGAGGCUCAAGAAGCUUGUACAGUUCUUAGGGGUAUUGCGGGUGAAGAGGAACCCAUUAGGCAAGAAGGGGAGGAGGUUGUAAUCAUGAGGAUAAGAAGAGAGGACACUCUACAAGAGGUUCAAGAGGUGAGGGUGGAAGGAAUUGGAACGGUAGGAGAAGAUAUCCAACCGCAAUCCAUACAGCCUGAUCUUCUUGAAGUGGCUAAUGGUGAAAGUGUAAAUGGAAAUGUUCACAGGACAGUAGAAGAUAUUGUGUCUUCAGUUGGGACACCUGAUAGAAGAAGUGCCAAACAGGGUUCCCAGGUGAUCACCAGUCCAGGAUCUGCAAAGCAGUCGAGGACAAACAAGAGGAAAAGAUUAAGUGCUGGAGAGGCAGACUCGGAUGAUGUGUUCACAAGCAAUCCAACAGCAUCCCAUGUUGACGAUCAGUUGCUUACAAAAGCAAGAUCUGGGAUGGGAGAAGCCAGAAACUCUGAAAGACAGAAGAGGAAAUCUCGUAGGAGUCACGCAGAUGCUCCCCCUCAGAAAGUAAGAGGAAGGAGUGUGCGAGCAGACGGUAAAAAUGGACAGUCAGUAGAGGAUCAUGUGGAUACCGCUGGUAGUCCGUGCAUCAGGGAAGCCCAGCCAAGGGUUCCUGCUACUCACGGUGGUGAUCAACAUUCUAGUGAUGACUUCCAGCAGGUGAACACUCCAGCUUCAGGAAGUGUCAAAAGCUCAGGGAGAAAGAAUAAGAGGGCAAGGGGAAACAGAGAUCUUGCGAGUGCAAGUCCAGAAAGUGUGACAAGAGGGCCCACACAGAAAAAAUCCAUGAGAAAUCAAGCCAGUACUAGUCAAUUAUCCACAGCUGAAAGCAAUAACUCUGAAACAGACUUUCAAACAUCCCACCCAAGCAAUAGCAAUAGCAAAAGUAAAAAGAACACGUCAAGCAGUGCAAAGAAGGGCAAAGACACUGUCUCCAAAACAAAGCCAAAAGCAUGUGAAAACGGUAAAGAACCUACCAAUGUUGAAGUUACCAAUUUAGGAGAAGCUACAUGUUCUGUCUUGCCCUCAGGUAACUCCCAAGAAGAAACUGGAGAAAAUGUUGCCAAUAAAAGCAAAAACCAGAAAUGCCCUGAAGAAAGGGUACUACCUACAAAUGGUGAGACAAAUCCUCAAGGAGAUUUACAGAGAAAUGGGAAUGUGAACAGUCAAGCUGAGCAGUCCUUAGAGUUGGUCUUCAGAAGCGAUCUGGGAGCAGAGGAGUCCAGUUUCCUAGGCUUCUCUCAGGAUGAUAUCAAUGAAACAGCCAAUCGCAGUGAAGUCUUCCAGCAGCAGAACUUGGAUAAGGCUGCCCUCAGCGUGUACUGCAUCCCAUCCUCUGAUCCUUGUCCUGAUGAUGACAGAAGCUCCACUGGAAGCAAUGACUUCACCAUCGGCCUGGUGCUGCAGAGGGUGGACAACUUCCCUUCCGAGGGUUCAGAAUGGGAAGAGCAGGUCACCGGGUUCAUGAAGAGACUGGAUACGCAACUAGAAGUUAAGAGGAGACGAGAAUCCGAGCUUAGUACGCUACCAUCACCGUACUUCCAGAAGACUGGCUUUGGCUUUGAGAAGGAGAAUCAAAAACUCUUGCCAGGAGUAGUGGAAGACUUUGGACCAGAGAAUUUAUCGGAUGAUGAUGAUGAUGCGCAAGUCUUCCAGGAAGCCAAUGAAAAUGUUGAAAACCAUGAAAAAGACAAAAAAUCAAAUACUAGACGGCGAAGUGCGAGGAUUCAUGAUUCUUCCAAUUCUCGGUCAGCAGAGAGCCUUUCAUACUCUGGACUGUGUGUGUCCCCAUCUAUUGCAUCUAAGAAGAAAAGAAAUGUUUCUCUGUCAAAGAAGGGAAUUGCUUCAGGGGAUAAGCCUGCAGAAACAAAUGCACCAAAUGCUUUGCGAGAGUUGUCGCCUAACCAACUGAGGAAUUCUCCACAAAAAAAUGCAGAGACCAUACAUUUUAGUACUCCAAAACGCAUCAAAAGGAACUUGAUGAACACCCAACAGAGUCCAAGCGUGAAGCAUAUUGUGUUGCCAGCUGGAACUCCUGUCGAGGAGCAAGAUGAAAUUUCAAACAAUUACGUGCAUGAUGAUUCUGAGUCUGAAGUCAUCUUCCCCAAAUUUUCAAGCCCUGCUCAGAAGGGAUCCAUAUUUUCCCCUGUGAAGCACAGAGUAAAGCAGAAGCAGUUUAGGUCUAGGCAUCGCUCUGUACCUUGCUUAGGUCAUCGCGAUGUCCAGUCCUCCCCUCUUCGCCCGAGCAACCGACGUGACCUCAUCUCGUUCGCCUUUCCACCUUCAUCCAGGAAGUCGUUGUUCAUGAAAGGACGCGUGAAGCGCAUCAACUUCUCGUCCCCUCGGAAGCGAUCUAAAUCAGCGUCGUCGCCUCCCUCAAAAUCCUCCCAAUUCUUGACCUUCCUCAAUGAGCUCAGAGCUGGUCUCUCGCCAACGUUCUACACCUUCAAGAAGCCGCACUUCUCGUUGCGCAUCCUUCAGCCUUCCGCGGUGGGGCGCCACCACCAUUGCCGCUCCAAGAUGUCCAGGUCUCUCCUUGCUCUCAACCUCUGCCUCCCUUCAGAUGCCGAGCUCCGCAUCUACGAGUUUCACGACGAUGACAGCGUGGACGAUGAGGACCUUGUCCUUAGUCCCAUCAACACCGACUCCGAGAAAAAAGAACGCAAUGAUCAGUGCACUCAGACUCCACCAUCGACUCGCAAGAAACGCAAGCUAAGGUCCCGUAGCCUCUCGAGUCCUAACCUUAAAGGCAAGGUGAAGAAUGUGAAGGAAGUUGAACAUGACAGCGGAAGGAAAGGAAAGAGAAGUGUGAAGGUGCAGGCUAGUAGUCCAGACAUUGAUUCAAUCUUUGAUAUGCCACCAGGGUACUAUUUGUAGUGACUGUACAAUCUUUCUUUUUACACUUGCUGGGGGGCGUUUCACAAAAUUUGUCAUCAGUGACAAAUGACAGUUUUUGUUAAAAGCUGCUGAU
Messenger RNA from Strongylocentrotus purpuratus (purple sea urchin), 4968 nucleotides. RefSeq lists its product as uncharacterized. Gene Ontology annotation, cellular component: Dbf4-dependent protein kinase complex; nucleus. The coding region runs from base 204 to 4874 and encodes 1556 amino acids. The record is from RefSeq and is a predicted model, not a curated record. Gene Ontology annotation, biological process: positive regulation of nuclear cell cycle DNA replication; regulation of cell cycle phase transition. Gene Ontology annotation, molecular function: nucleic acid binding; zinc ion binding; protein serine/threonine kinase activator activity. The transcript has 14 exons. NCBI's taxonomy places the organism in Eukaryota, Metazoa, Echinodermata, Echinoidea, Camarodonta, Strongylocentrotidae.